ACACGGCAGGUUUAGAGAGACUUCCUAGCACUCGCCCCAGUUGUACAAUCGACUUUGCUAGCGAUGGUUCACUGACAAAAUACGCUCUCAUUUGCCGAGAUGAUAGUUUAGCAUAGCCUUCAGCCAUGUCAUUUGCUAAGACCUAGCAAGGUGCCAUCAUCAGUUACUAUUGAUAUUGUGAAUCAUGUACCGUCAAGACCGACGUCCAUCAUUAAUGGAUUUAAGUCAAGUAUUCCACCAGCUAAGUCCGUUUUUCUAAAUUCUAAUUUCCUUGGUUUGUUCCAGACCUCACGCCAGCCUGCGUGAGCUAAAACGCGUGCAUUUCGGCCUCCUCUAGUAACACGGUGUUGGCUCUCCUGCCAACCAAAACAUUGGCAAUGAGGCAAAACCGCGCGUUCUUCUCUAAACUGCCCCUGAAUUACUUGUGUAAUGGCUUCGCCACAAUCUCCAGAUGUACUGUCCAAAUUUUAUCACUUACAGAAUCAGCAGACGCAGGCAUUACUGGAUGCCCUUGGACAGCUCGUCCAGGUUCAACGUGCAAUGCAAAACGAUGCGGCAGCCGCCGCUCCACCACUAACGCAGCCACAACACGCUGUUGCACCAACUUUUCGACCUUUUGAUGCUGCACUGGAAAGCUGGACGGAGUGGUCACGCCAAUUUGGAUUCCAUCUCGCCGCCUACAGAAUUCAAGGCGUGCGCGCUCGCGGCGCCCACAGGCGCGGCGCCGUGGUCCGCCAGCGGCGGCGGGCGCAUCAUCAACGGCAGCGACGCCAGCAUCGCCGACUUCCCGUGGAUGGUGUCGCUCCAGCUGGCGGGCAACCACUGGUGCGGCGCCUCCGUCAUCGGCGACAGCUGGGCGCUCACGGCCGCGCACUGCGUCUUCCGCUACGAGGUGGCCGACAUGAGCGUGAGGGCGGGCACGUCGACUCGGGGCAUCGGCGGGGUCGUCCUCGACGUCUCGCAGGCCAUCAUCCACGACGAGUUCAGCAUCAUUUCUGCCGAGUACGACAUCGCUGUUGUACAGGUUUCCGAGCCCUUCCCGCUGGGCCCCACCGUGCAGCCCGUGGACCUGCCCGCGGACGGCUACGAUCCUCCGGCUGGGCUGGCCGUCACCGCCACCGGCUGGGGCGCCACCCUGGACGGCGGGGCGGCGCUGAAGCUGCAGAGCGCCGACCUCGAGGUGCUGGACCGGUCCGAGUGCGAGGCGCGCCUGGGCGAAGUCCACGAGGUGACGGAGAGCAUGCUGUGCGCCGGACACCCCAGCCGCGGCGUGUGCUACGGCGACUCGGGGAGCGCGCUGGUGCACGCCGGCGCGCAGCUGGGCGUCGUCUCCUGGGGGAACUCCAGCUGCCUCGGACCCGUCGCCGUCUACGGCAACGUGGCCAGCGCCAGGGCCUGGAUCAGGGGCACCACUGGAGUCUAGCGUGCCGCUCCCGCUCUCCAGCCUUUCGUGGCAUGUUCCUGAGUCCAAACUGAAGUCCAGCUGUGUUGAGUGCCUUUCUUUGUGUUUCUCUACAUAAAUAAUUAUUUUGCAUAUUGGACUAUGUAAAUGAAGGAUAUGAAUAUGUUAAUAAA
This is a messenger RNA of Schistocerca gregaria, 1575 nucleotides long. Its product is annotated as trypsin delta-like. The record is from RefSeq and is a predicted model, not a curated record. Gene Ontology annotation, biological process: proteolysis. Bases 620 to 1423 code for a protein of 267 amino acids. The transcript is spliced from 3 exons. NCBI's taxonomy places the organism in Eukaryota, Metazoa, Arthropoda, Insecta, Orthoptera, Acrididae. Gene Ontology annotation, molecular function: serine-type endopeptidase activity.